GGAGGAAGUGACGGUGAAAGUGUAACUGAUAAUUCGGCUAUUCCGGCCGCUGGAACCUUUUCGGGGGACCUUUUCGAUCGUAAAUCGCGCUCGCCCACUUGUUGGGUAAACAUUUUUCUCGGACUAAAAGGAAGCACAACAUCCAUCGGGACGCUAUCCGGGGAAACGGAUCGACCGGGCGACGUUUCGGCUACUGUGGAGUGACUUCCCGGUGACACACACACACGGAGACACAUUGCAUGGAGCGGUAGAAUGGAUCUGAUAUCGUUGCCACCCUGCUCCCGACGCUUGGAAUCGAUGACGCUGAUGGCGACGGCGACGGCGGCAACGGUGUCGGAGCAACCGACCCUUGUCCUCUCACCCGCCUCUACCUCGGCGAUUAAAAUCUCGACCACUUUCCUAAAGACACCCGUCAAGACGGACCAGGAGAUUCUGCAAAACUCGAUGCUGGAGGAUGACCCCAACUCCAACACCAUCCUGGCCGGUUCGCUCGCCUCCGACGCCGGCUCGUGUGCGGACGGCGACAAACGAGAGCAGCAGGCGAAGCGGCCACGCUGGGGUCCCCAGCAUAAGGGAGCGCAGGAGCUGGCGAAGCUGUACAGUAGCGGUAAACGAACCCAGGAGCUUGUUUGCGUCUACAUCUGCAUCACGCUGAUGGUCCUGAAUCUCGCCCUCAUCCUGCGCCACUUCCGCUUCGAACGCAUCAGCAAUGUUGUGGUGGCGGCCAUCUUUGGCAUACUAACGGCCGACUUUGGGUCCGGUUUGGUGCACUGGGGUGCCGACACCUGGGGCUCGGUGGAUCUUCCGAUCGUGGGCAAGAACUUUCUAAGACCCUUCCGGGAGCACCACAUCGAUCCGACCUCCAUCACGCGCCACGAUUUUAUCGAAACGAAUGGCGAUAACUUCAUGGUGGCACUGCCGAUCCUCGGCAAGCUGGCGUGGAACUUUUUCACGCGAUCGAACGCCGAAAUCCAGCAGGACUACGCCAUCAGUGCGUAUCUGUUUCUCUGCUCGAUCUUUAUCGCCAUGACAAACCAGAUCCACAAAUGGUCCCACACGUACUGGGGCCUUCCCGGGUGGGUACUGUUCCUGCAGAGGCAUCACAUCAUCUUACCGAGACGGCAUCAUCGCAUACAUCAUGUGGCACCCCACGAAACCUACUUCUGCAUAACGACUGGUUGGCUCAAUUGGCCACUGGAGAAGAUAAAAUUCUGGUCCACGUUGGAGGCGAUAAUCGAGCUGUCGACGGGCCACAAACCCCGAGCCGACGAUUUGAAGUGGGCCCAGAAGCGAGCCUGAUCCGGUGGAACGUUCGCACCACGCUGGCAACCACGGUUCACAAGCACCUCAUUGUUGGAACUGUUUCGAGUGAUAAACAUAGCACUUUGCUGAGCUCAUACUCGCUAGGCACGUAGAGGAACCAAGCGUAGAUCCACUUUACUAACACAGGAGCAGCACAAACAAAAAGAAAAACCAUUCAUUGUAGCGACGAGAGAAAUGCUUCGGCACGAAUCAUACGGCAUUGCAUAACGCUAUCGCAAGACUUUGGAAAGUUUUUACAAAAAUAAACAGAACAUUUUUAAGGUUUACAUGUACACGAGCGUAGGGCUGGAAGUAGGGGGGAGGCGACCAAUCCCUACACUGACCAAUCGAUUGUAGUUUAGCGGUCGCUCCGAGAGGUAAUACCUAUGUGAACAUGACCAACAAGCAAAAAAAGCAAGAGAGAGAGAGAGACAGUACGAUUGCACUGAUGGCAGAGAGCUAGUCGGGCAGAAGAACCUUAAUUGAGGUCCUUUUUACAAACUCUUUACAGCUCUGAACAAUGAUUGGCAUGUUGUUUUAAGUAUACACGAGAGUGCGCGAGGCGAUUAGAAUGUUAUAGAGGUACUGUAGCUUUAAAGCUUCUGUACUAAUGCAGUUUUGUUCGAUCGAGAAUCAGCAGAGAGGCAUAGGGAGUCAUAAUUAUCAUGAAAACCAUUUCGUUCUGCUUAUAAAAGCACAACUGCUGACCUUUUUCUGUUGUAACUGAAAUCAAAAAUAAUCUGCAAGCCUUUCAUGCUUGUUCUAGUUUGACAUUCACAACAGUCAAGCUGGCGAACAGUAUACGACGUAGAUGAUUCAGUUGUCUAUUUGCUAUUGUCAACAAGUACAGGUGUUAUUCAACCAUUGAGCAAUUGGAUUCAUACUCGUACCUCAUUCAACAGUUGAUUGCACACAUUAAGGAAAGUCUGUUUUUAAUAUAAAAAAACCCCCGCUAAAUCAUGCAUUUCCGCAAUGCCUCAUCGCAUACUGUGCAUAGCAAAUGAUUCUUACCGUGCCUGAAUAUUGGAUGUAUUUGCAAAGAAUAAAACAAACUAGUAGAUAAGAGAAUGGGUUUAGCAAGCACAACGUACAAUAUGACGGGCGAGCAAUUUAGACGCUUAACAAUCGAUUACAGCUAUUUUCAGAAAAAAAACACUUUUACAUAAAGGAAGCUCAAACCACUUUGUGUUAGCGGGAAUAGUGUGGACAGAAAUAUGGACAACCUGCACUGCAACUAACUAAAUGUGUACAAACAGGUGUACGUCACAGCAGAAAUGGGGUUUUAGGUAUUGGCUGAGACGGAAUGAGCCUCAAGCGAAGAUGUUAAAUCGUCGUAAAGCAUUUACAGAUCGUUUACAAUCGUAUGCUGCUAUGAGUUUUGUUAAGCGUUAAGAGCGCAUUUUGGUAGCUUAAGGAACACCUAAUAUUAAGUGAGGAAGUUUAGCUGCUUCGACUAUAUGGAAACGCGGAAUGCGGAAACACAUUCU
Molecule: messenger RNA, 2789 nt
Organism: Anopheles darlingi
Lineage: Eukaryota; Metazoa; Arthropoda; Insecta; Diptera; Culicidae
Gene: Kua
Product: plasmanylethanolamine desaturase
Exons: 6
Coding region: 253-1299 (348 amino acids)
Molecular function (GO): oxidoreductase activity
Source: RefSeq, a predicted model, not a curated record